Messenger RNA from Zalophus californianus (California sea lion), 6092 nucleotides. It is a transcript of the gene FOXRED2, whose product is annotated as FAD dependent oxidoreductase domain containing 2. The record is from RefSeq and is a predicted model, not a curated record. The coding region runs from base 113 to 2167 and encodes 684 amino acids. The transcript has 9 exons. Lineage: Eukaryota; Metazoa; Chordata; Mammalia; Carnivora; Otariidae. Gene Ontology annotation, molecular function: flavin adenine dinucleotide binding; monooxygenase activity.
GCUCGGUGCCGAGAGGCAGGCGCUGCAGGCGUGGGCACCGCGCACGCGCGGAGAUUGGCCCCCAGAGAGCGCGCGCCGGCAGGAGUGUGGCCUUGCGUCGCGUGGCGGCAGGAUGGGCUUCUCGGCCGCGGCCCGGCUGUGGGGCCCGCCGGGGCUGCUCCUCACCUUCGUCCUGCACCCGGCUCUGUGCCUGCGCCCAGCCCAGACCUCGGCGCCCCCUCACCGGGACUACUGCGUCCUGGGCGCGGGGCCCGCGGGCCUGCAGAUGGCCUACUUCCUGCAGCGGGCCGGGAGGGACUACGCGGUGUUCGAGCGCGCCCCGCGGCCCGGCAGCUUCUUCACGCGCUACCCGCGCCACCGCAAGCUCAUCAGCAUCAACAAGCGGCACACGGGCAAGGCCAACGCCGAGUUCAAUCUGCGCCACGACUGGAACUCUCUGCUCAGCCACGACCCCCGGCUGCUCUUCAGACACUACUCCCGCGCCUACUUCCCCGACGCGGGCGACAUGGUGCGCUACCUGGGCGACUUCGCAGACCGGCUGGGGCUCCACGUGCUGUACAACACAACCAUUGCCCACGUCACUCUGAACAAGGACCGGCAGGCCUGGAACGGCCAUUACUUCAUCCUGACCGACGGGAUGGGUCACGCACACCGGUGCAGUGUGCUUCUUGUGGCCACCGGUUUGUCAGUCCCCAACCAGGUUGACUUCCCUGGCUCUGAAUAUGUAGAGGGGUACGAGUCUGUGUCCGUGGACCCCAAGGACUUCGAGGGUCAGAAUGUGCUGAUCCUGGGGCGUGGGAACUCUGCCUUUGAGACAGCAGAGAACAUCUUGGGUGUCACCAACUUUAUCCACAUGCUGAGCCGCUCCCGGGUCCGACUGUCAUGGGCCACUCACUACGUAGGAGACCUCAGGGCCAUCAACAAUGGCCUGCUGGACACCUACCAGCUGAAGUCCUUGGAUGGGUUGCUUGAGUCUGACCUGACGGAUCUGGCUGUCGUGAAGGACCGCGAGGGCAAAUUCCACGUCACCCUGAAGUUCUUCCUGGAGGAAGGCAACCAGAGUGCCGACGCCAUCACCCUCCCCCAGGACGACAGCGACAACUUUGCCAUGCGCGUGGCCUACGACCGGGUCAUCCGCUGCCUGGGCUGGAACUUCGACUUCUCCAUUUUCAACAAGUCCCUCCGACUGUCUUCUGGGGGUGAGUUCAGCAAGAAGUACCCGCUGGUCAAAGCUAGCUAUGAGUCCAAAGGAAGCCGGGGCCUCUUUGUGCUGGGCACCGCCAGCCACUCUGUGGAUUACCGGAAGUCUGCCGGGGGCUUCAUUCAUGGAUUCCGAUACACAGUGCGUGCUGUUCACCGCCUGCUGGAGCAUCGCCACCACGGCGUCGCCUGGCCCUCCGCCCAGCACCCCAUCUCACAGCUGACCAGUUCCAUCGUCCGGCGCGUGAACGAGGCUUCUGGGCUCUACCAGAUGUUCGGUGUGCUGGCCGACGUUGUCCUGUUGAAGGAGAACGCCACGGCAUUUGAGUACCUGGAGGAGUUCCCCAUGCAGAUGCUGGCCCAGCUGGAGACCAUUACAGGAAGGAAGGCCAGGCAUGGGCUCUUCGUCAUCAACAUGGAGUACGGCAGAAACUUCUCUGGCCCCGACAAGGACGUGUUCUUUUAUGACCGGUCUGUGGGGCACACGGAAGACGCCUGGCAGUCUAACUUCCUCCAUCCCGUCAUCUACUACUACAGGCACCUCCCCACCGAGCAGGACGUGAGGUUCCGCCCUGCUGACUGGGCCCUGCCUCGGCCCACCGCCAUCCACCACAUUGUGGAAGAUUUCUUGACAGACUGGACCGCCCCGGUGGGGCACAUCCUACCUCUGAGGCGCUUCCUGGAGAACUGUUUGGACACCGAUUUACGAAGCUUCUAUGCAGAAUCCUGCUUCCUGUUCACCCUAACACGCCAGAAGCUGCCGCCCUUCUGCCAGCAGGGGUACCUGAGAAUGCAGGGGCUCCGGGGGACUGAGAGCCUCUGGCGGCACGGAGUGGAGAGCGGGCUCCUCCGGGACUACACCAUUGUGGGCAGGCGCCGUGAGGACCAGGGCCAGGGGCCACUAAGUAGCUCCCAGGCCCCAGAGCCUCCGGUCCAGCCCCUCGACAGCAACAAGGAGGAGCUGUGACCGCCAGGUGGCUCCCAGCCAGCCCUCUGUUCCACCGACGCAUGGUUGCCAGAGACCACUCAGAUCAUCACGGUGACCAAGGCCACUCUGAGGGGUGGCCACGCAGUGGUCUCCCCUCUGGUCUGGUCCUUGGAUGCCUGGGAGGCGGGAUCCUGAGAAGGGUAUCCUCCGCCAGGUGGGAGCCGCCUUCCACAGCCAGGCUUGUCUGCAAGUGAACUGUCACUGGGCACCAGGCUGGCUCGGUUCUGUCCCCAUCAAGUGCCCAGCGGUCCCAUUUCCUUCGGGUCUACUCGUCGGAUGAACCGGGCAGACCAUGUCACAGGUGGCACUGUCCUCAUUGUCAAAGGGUUCAUGGCAGGCACUUUAAACCGAAGCGCUAACAUCCUCAACCCUCUGGGGCGGGUGGGACUGUUGCCUCUGAUGAAGACAUCAGCUCAGAGAGCUUCUUUGACUCCAGACUCCCUGUCUGGGUCCCCUGAGGCCUGGGCCACUCUGCCUCACCCUGCCCCCACCUCAGUUUCCAGAACCCAGGCUGGGCCAGCCCAGCUUAUCAUCACAGGCCCGGCUGCUGUCACCAGGCAGAGACGGGACAAGCUCCUGCAAAGCCACCUUAUCUGCGCGGGUUUCUGCCUGAGCAGCAGGACUCAGAGCUGCACCCGCCCCAAGACGGCACUCCUUGACGUAUCUCCAGCAUCUGUGUCUUCUCUCUCCUCCCCGGCACCUUCCCUUUGCCCUGCUGCUGCCCUCUGAACUCCUGAACGACGCCUUGCCUCUGGUCUGCCUGAGCAAGUUCUGUAAAACUGUCCCCAUGUUUGCAGGGAGGAUUCUUUCCAAGGGGAUUGAUGUGCUGUUUGUACAGGGAGCCUGGCUCAGCGUGUGCAAGGAGGCACUUCUAACUGCAUUUGUGUGACGACGACAAUGCCUCUUUCUGGUUGCCUUAGCUGUUCUCAGUCUUCCUCCUCACCGGGAAUCCGCCCCCUUCCUACACUCCCGUCAGGCACUUUCGUCCCAAGUAGGAGUAGGCCAUGGAAAGCAUUUGUACAGAAAAUAAUCACGGUGAUUUUUUUCAAAGCCCAGGACCCUAGAUGAUUGCUUUUUCAUCGGUUCUUACGGGUCCCUGUAUGCACUCAGAAUUCGAGGGACGCGGGCUUUCUGGAUCCAUGGCCCUUUUCUGGAAACAUCCACUUGGCCUCAACCACCAGGCCCACUGCCUGUCUGCACAUACCUCUCCCUCCAGUCAUGUUAGACCAGUGACACUUGGCAGCCCGAGCCUGCCGGGGAGGUGCUUACCCUGUGACAAUACUUGGCAGAGCUUCCCUGGGGACAGAAGCAUCUAAAGAUCUCUCCCUAGUCCCCGAGGGUUGGGUUCACCAUAUUUCUUACAGAUGAUAUGUAAACCAGAUUUGGGCCCCAUUACCUACCCACCCCCCACCGCUUCCUUUUCCAAGACCUUUUUUGAAACAAAUCUUUUCACUAGGACUGUUCCCAUAACGUCAAACCCUGCCACACCCAUCACACCUCACCAGCCACUGAAGGCAGCUGAGCACCUAUCAAAGUUCAAGGUGCUGCAACAGAUGAUUCACAGACGCCUAACUGUGUGACAUCUGCUCCUCGUCCCAUCACCUGCCAAAUUGUUCAUUCCACCAAAAUUUCAGCCAGCCUUGUUUGUGUUUCAUAAGGCAUGGCUCCAUGGUUCAGCUGAGUAGAGAUGCCUUCCCUGGUAUUCUCCUUGUAAAACUGGUCAGUAAUUUGGAAAAGAAAUCUCAUUUCGAAUCCCUAUUUCAUACUUCAGAAUUAAUUCCAGAGCAAUUUUUAAAAAGACUUUAUUUCAUAGAGCACAACUAAGCAGAGCAGCAGGGAGAGGGAGAGGAGAAGCAGGGAGCCUGAUGCGGGGCUCGAUCCCAGGACUCCGGGAUCAUGACCUGAGCCAAAGGCAGACGCCUAACCGGCUGAGCCACACAGGUGCCCCAAUUCCAGAGCAACUUUUAAAAGCCAUACAGAAACGGGAGGUGACAAGGGGGCGUUAGAGUAAAAGAAAGGACUGUCCAACUUCAGAAGCAAUGGGGUAAUUCCCCAGAGGAGAAGGUUUAACAUUUCCAGUCUACUUAAUUUUUUUAAGUUUUUACUUAGAUUCCAGUUACUUAACAUACAGUGUGAUAUUAGAUUCAGGUGAAAUUUUUCUUUCUUUUUUUUUUUUUUUAAGUAAUCUCUGCACCCAACGUGGGGCUCGAGCUCCCAACUCCGAGAUCAAGCACUCCGCUGACCGAGCCAGCCAGGCACCCCUCGCCCAUACUUAACUAAUGUGACCGUUUAAAGAAAAGGAUAAAAAUUCAAAGGCAGACAGCAUGGGUAAAAUACUGACAGCAGAAUACAAUACAUAAAAAUAGUAAUAUCUUUAUUACUCAACCGAUUGUGGGAGUUAAUGAGGAAAAAAAAUAAGAGAAUCAUGGGACAUUCACCCAAUAAAAUAUUACACGGCUCUCAAAACCUCUCAGAGAUGGUGAAAGAGCAUACCAUAAAAAUACAUGUGUGACAAAGCCAAGUGAAAAGAAGCAGACCAUGAGACUGUAGUUGUGAACUACUUAUAACUAUGUAAAACUAGAAAGCCACAGACGGGGGAGACUCUGGAAAGGACAUCUCACAAAAUGUCAACAGUAGUUAUAUUAGGUUUGUGGAGGCAUUUUUCUUUCCUUUUCCUUUGUCCAAAUUUGUGGUUACACUCCAUAGUGAAAUAAAUACAUUUAUUUUUUAAAAAAAUCAUCUCUGCUCUUGGGAUUUAAAAUUGCUGGGGGCAAGAGGAGCAGGGAGCCCUCCCAGGGGACAUGCUCUGCCCGGUCCCAGUGGUACCCAUGGUUUCUUCCCUCUGCCAAGUCAGGAAGACACCGCGCCCAGUGUCGGGGAAGAUGUGCCCCCCGCCAGAGAAGGGAAUUUUAAGCGGUGUGUGCUCCUCUCCUACAGUCUUUGGAUUGACUGACCCAGCACAACCGAGGGGAUCUCUGGAAGAAUCUUCCCUCCCAAGAGACAGAAAAUGAAAGAUAAAAAAUCCUCACUUUGUGGAGGUCUCCUGGGUGUAAUCUCCAAUCUGUAGAGCCCCAAAUUCCUUUUGUUCCCCAAAUAAAGAUGGGGGUAUAGCUAAAGUCUGUCUAGAAAGUGAAUCACCAAGUAGUGAAUUUGUCUGCUAAACUACUCCUAACAUCUAAUCAUUUACUGCAUAUUUACUAUGUACCCAGAACUGUGCUGUGGUUUUAAAAGAUAGGCUCACAAAUUCUUUGCUACUUCUCCUCCAAAGAGCUGGAGCUCAUUCCCCUCCUUGUUGGGUGAGAGCAGGACUGAGUGAUUCACUAAGAGCAAACAGAGGAGACGUGACAGGAUGUUAUUUUCAAGAUUAGGUUAUAAAAAGACUGUAGCAUUCACCCACCAAGAGGCUGUCCUCUCAUCGCUCACUCGGGUCAUGUUGCAAUGACAUCCAGGCAUCUAUGGAGAGUUCCUUGUCCACGUGGCAAGGAACAAAUACCUGCCAAGAGCCGUGUGCACAAGCCUAGAAGCAGAUCCCACUCCUAUCCAGCCUUUAGGGGACUGCAGUGCUGGCCACCACCUUGAACGCAGCCUCUCUCUGAGAGACCCCCAGCCAGAACCACCCAGCACAGCCGCUCUCUGACUCCUGAUCCACAGAACUUUGAGAUAAUGUCUGUUGUUUCACUCUGCUAAAUUUCAGGGGUGGGGGGGUGGAGGGCUGGAGGGGUGUUUUGUUACACAGCAAUAGAUAACUAAUGCAUGCGCUAGAUAGCUUACCUGCAUUUUGUCACCACAACCCUAAGAGAUAGAUAAUCCUAUCCUAUCCCCCAUUCCUACCCUAGUCUCCCCAUUCUUACGUCGAGAACAAUCACACAGCAGGUCGGUGGUGGUGAGGUGCUUUGAAAAUCCA